Thamnophis sirtalis is the source of this 645-nucleotide messenger RNA. Lineage: Eukaryota; Metazoa; Chordata; Lepidosauria; Squamata; Natricidae. The record is from RefSeq and is a predicted model, not a curated record.
AUGGAAGCGGUGGCCGCCUACGGCAUGGACAAGCAAUUCGCCCCCAACCCGGUGCGCAUCUUGGAGCCCGCCGACAACCCUCAGGCGCGCAAGAACUUCAGCGUCAGCCACCUCUUGGAUCUGGAGGAAGCGGCCGUCGGCAUGAACGGGACGCCCGGCCAGGACCCCCGCUCCGAAGCUCGGGAAGGCGGCAAGGGGGCUUUCGACCCCUCCGGGGGCAGCAGCGGCAGCGAAGGAGGAGGAGGAAGCGCGCUGCGGGAAGGUGAGCGCAGCCUGAGCCCCAGCCACUCCUCCUCCUCCUCCUCCUCCAAACGGAAGAAGAAACAGCGAAGGAACCGGACCACCUUCAACAGCAGCCAGCUGCAGGCGCUGGAGCGAGUCUUCGAGAGGACCCACUACCCGGAUGCCUUCGUGCGGGAGGAGCUGGCCCGAAGGGUCAGCCUUAGCGAAGCCAGAGUCCAGGUGUGGUUUCAGAACCGAAGAGCCAAAUUCCGCCGGAACGAGAGAGCCAUGUUGGCCAACCGGUCGGUAUCGCUCCUCAAAUCCUACACCCAAGACACGGCCAUCGAACAGCCCGUGGCUCCCCGGCCCACCACCCUCAGCCCCGACUAUCUCUCAUGGUCAAGCAACCCCCCCUACAGUUAA